AUGCACUUGAAAACGGUGCUCAUCCUCCUCAUUCUGGCUUUAGCCACGAUAUUUGCCUUAGUCUGUGUGUUGCUGAAGAGGAAGGGCCCCAGCACCUGCCAGCACCAGCCCCCGGAGCAGGAGGACACCGAUGACGGCCAGAGCCUGGUCUUUGCCGAUCUGACACCCGAAGAGAUGGCGCAAGUGGUGCGGUACCUGCAGGGAAACCUUGGGGUGCAGCUGGUUGACGCCUCGCGUGCAAAACCCUCCGACAACUGCAUCGCCUCCGUCGACGUGCAGGUCCCCGCCAAGGCAGAGGUGCUGCAGUUCCUGGAUCGGGGGGGCUCGCCCCCCCGGGAGGCGCUGGCUGUGCUGUACUUUGGGAACCAGCCAGACCCCAAUGUCACCGAGUACGUGGUGGGUCCGCUGCCAACGCCGGUGUAUCACCGGGACGUCACGGUGCAGAAGUACGGGGGGAAGGUGCCGUACCACCGCAGACCGACGCUGGCUGUUGAAUACAAACAGAUUGCAGGGUUUUUAAAAAGCCAAGUGUUCCCCACAGCUCCAUCUUUCAUGCGUCAAGUAAUGGAGUAUGAUGGAGCCAGUCUAGCAGCCAUGACAGCCGCUCCACGUGGAUUCCAAUCUGGAGAUCGGGUCACCUGGUUCGUUUUGUUUCAGAAUGUGAGCGGGUUCUUUGUGCACCCGGUGGGGCUGGAGGUGCUGGUGGACCACAGCAGCCUGGACAUCUCCCGGUGGGCGGUGAGCAGGGUCUUCUACAACGGGCAGUACUACAGGGACAUGGUUCAGCUGGAGAGCGCCUACGUGCAGGGUCGCAUCAGCGUGGAGAAGGUGAGGAAAGCGCCGCGGGAUGGGGACUUCUCCUCCAUGAAGCCCCGAGCGCCUUCGGCUGCGCUGUUCCCUUUGCAGUACGAGCCCCAGGGUCCCCGCUACAGCGUCAGGAACAACCACGUCCUCUUCCAGGCCUGGAGCUUUGCCUUUGGGAUGAGCGUGAACACGGGCCUGCGCCUGUUUGACAUCCGACACAAGGGGGAGAGGGUUGCCUAUGAAAUCGGCAUCCAAGAGGCGUUGUCAGUGUACGGCUCCAACUGCCCUGGAGGGAUGUCAACGAGGUACAUGGAUGGGAGCUUUGGCAUUGGGCGCUACACCUCCCCCUUGGUGCGAGGGGUCGACUGCCCGUACUCAGCCACCUAUGUCGACACACACGCUCUGUCUGAGACCCUGAGGCCCAGCAAGAGAAAGGCUUCCCUCUGCAUCUUUGAGCAGAACCUGGGCUCCCCUCUGAGGCGCCACUACUCCAACUUGCAGUCGCUCUACUACGGGGGGCUGGUCAACUCCGCUCUGGUCGUCCGGUCCAUUGCGACCGUGGGCAACUACGACUAUGUGUGGGACUUCAUCUUCUACCAGAACGGGGCCAUCGAAGGCAAGGUCCAGGCCACGGGGUACGCGAGCUCUUCCUUUCUCCACGGGGAUGGUCUGAGAUACGGCAAUAGGGUUUGGGAGCACACGCUGGGUACAAUACACACCCAUUCCAUCAACUAUAAGGUGGACUUGGAUGUGGGAGGGAGUAAUCGGAGAACUACGUACAUCAAGCUGCAGCUGACUCCAGUGCAAACGUUCAGUGCCGGCACGUGUCCUCUCUUGUACCUGCCUGCGAUGCAGUGGUUUGUGUGGCCUUGA
Messenger RNA from Gymnogyps californianus (California condor), 1677 nucleotides. Its product is annotated as membrane primary amine oxidase-like. Lineage: Eukaryota; Metazoa; Chordata; Aves; Accipitriformes; Cathartidae. Gene Ontology annotation, molecular function: primary methylamine oxidase activity; quinone binding; copper ion binding. Gene Ontology annotation, cellular component: plasma membrane. The record is from RefSeq and is a predicted model, not a curated record. Gene Ontology annotation, biological process: amine metabolic process.